Arabidopsis thaliana (thale cress) is the source of this 1920-nucleotide messenger RNA. Its product is annotated as magnesium transporter, putative (DUF803). Gene Ontology annotation, cellular component: early endosome; membrane; plasma membrane. Bases 556 to 1542 code for a protein of 328 amino acids. The record is from RefSeq and is marked reviewed. Lineage: Eukaryota; Viridiplantae; Streptophyta; Magnoliopsida; Brassicales; Brassicaceae. Gene Ontology annotation, biological process: magnesium ion transmembrane transport; magnesium ion transport. Gene Ontology annotation, molecular function: magnesium ion transmembrane transporter activity. The transcript is spliced from 9 exons.
CAAGUAGUCUGCGAUGGUGUGUGAUAGAAAAAUUCCAAAAAUAAAAUUGAGCAGCCGACGGCGAUAUAGUGAAUGAAAGCAAAGUGUUUCUAAUUGAGUAAUUUCUAUCGAACUAAUUGACUAAACCAAAACGCGUACCGGACCCGGUUAAGCAUCGGCAAGACCCACGAAUUUUCCUGAGCUGUCGUCUUGCCAGAGGCAAAAAGACAGAGAGAGGAGAGACGAGAGCUCGUCGAACCAGAUCUCUUUCUCUUUCUUCUCUCUAAUUUUGAUUUUUUUGAAUUUUCUUCUGCAAAGCAAAAUCGCAGAAGUCGUCGUGUGUCCGCGUUGCAUCGAACCACUUGUUCGAUUCUCUUUCGUCAUCCUCUCUUAUAUCAUCAGCAACAACAACCCUUGUUUCAAAUUUCUUCAUUUCCGCCGGAUUUAUAAUCGCAGAUUGAUUCUGAUCGAUAGAGAUAGGGUUAUUCAAGGAGAGACCUCGAUUGACUUCAAUUGUCUUCCUGAUUCGAUAGAUAAGAUUUAGGGUUAGCUUGACGUUGACGUUGAUAUAGGGGAAUGGAGACGGACAAUGGGAAGGGGUUGAUACUAGCUGUAGCGUCAAGUGUUUUCAUUGGUUCCAGCUUCAUUCUUAAGAAGAAAGGUCUUAAGCGAGCUGGUGCUAUUGGCACCCGAGCAGGAUAUGGAGGCUAUACUUAUUUAUUAGAGCCGCUUUGGUGGGCAGGGAUGGUUACUAUGAUUGUUGGAGAAGCUGCAAACUUUGUGGCUUACAUUUAUGCACCAGCUGUACUCGUUACUCCUCUCGGUGCAUUAAGUAUAAUCAUCAGUGCUGUUUUGGCACAUUUCUUAUUGAAGGAAAAACUUAAGAAAAUGGGGGUUCUCGGAUGUGUGUCUUGCAUUGUUGGGUCUGUUGUUAUUGUUAUACACGCACCUAAGGAACAGACUCCUAAUUCCGUUGAGGAAAUAUGGAAUCUGGCUACUCAGCCAGCUUUUCUAAUCUACGUAGCCAUAACCAUGUCGAUUGUCCUUGCUUUAAUUCUGCAUUUUGAACCCCUGUGCGGCCAAACAAACAUUCUGGUUUAUAUUGGAAUCUGUUCGUUAAUGGGUGCUCUCACUGUUAUGAGCAUAAAAGCUAUUGGAAUUGCGAUAAAAUUAACAAUGGAGGGAGUAAGCCAGAUCGGGUAUCCACAGACAUGGCUUUUUGUCAUGGUUGCAGUAACUUGUGUCGUUACACAAUUGAUUUACCUAAAUAAGGCUUUGGACACAUUCAACGCAGCCAUUGUUUCUCCAGUAUACUAUGUAAUGUUCACAACCCUCACAAUUGUUGCUAGUGCAAUAAUGUUCAAGGACUGGUCUGGGCAAGACGCAGCCAGCGUAGCCUCUGAGUUAUGUGGAUUCAUCACUGUGCUCACAGGGACAAUGAUACUCCAUGGCACAAGAGAAGAGGAACAACAACAAGCUUCUUCAGAACAUGUAAGAUGGUACGACUCGAGAAAGAGCAUGAACGAAGAACAUUUGGUAAGCCUGUACAGUCCUGAAUACUAGGAAGAAGAAGAUGCAAUAUCUCUAGGCUCUCAAUAGAUUGAAUGAAAUUUGCCAAAAACAAGCCUCAUGAGUCUUAAAACUGGAUCAAUCAACAAAUCUGCGGUCGGGUUCAUUUUUGUAUUGUUUUAUGGUCACUGUACAGACAAAAAAGUUUGUCUAGUUAAAAAAACUUCACAUUCUUUAGUUUUGAUCUUUGUGUCUCUCUUCUUAGUACAGUACAGGUCUUCUUCUUAUCUGGACUCUUUUGUCCAAAUUUACACUGUUAUAUAUUUAUAUAUGUAUCUACAUUUUUCUAGGAUGAAAUAUUCCUUCAUUGUAUCUCACUUGAAUGAAAUAAUAAGGUAAAAGUUUGAUCAGAAUUGAGAGAAAUAACAAGAA